Messenger RNA from Chanos chanos (milkfish), 579 nucleotides. RefSeq names its product calcyphosine-like a (gene capsla). NCBI's taxonomy places the organism in Eukaryota, Metazoa, Chordata, Actinopteri, Gonorynchiformes, Chanidae. Gene Ontology annotation, molecular function: calcium ion binding. Bases 1 to 579 code for a protein of 192 amino acids. The transcript has 4 exons. The record is from RefSeq and is a predicted model, not a curated record.
AUGGCUGGUGACCAGUCUUCAGACCCACUGGAAGAGCUGAGACAGCAGUGUUUGGCAAGAGGAGCAGCUGGUAUUAAAGGACUGGGAAGGACCUUCCGUAUCAUGGACGAUGAUGGCAGUAAGUCUCUGGAUUUUCAGGAAUUUCAGAAGGGGUUGGAAACUUAUGGUGUGUCCAUGAGCAAGGACAAGAUUCUGAAGAUUUUUGGGAUGCUGGACAGAGACGGCAGCGGCACCAUAGAUUUCAAUGAGUUUUUGGAGAGCCUGAGGCCUCCAAUGUCCAACGUGAGGAAGCAGGUGAUAUCGCAGGCCUUUAAGAAACUGGACAGGACCGGCGAUCAUGUGGUGACCGUGGAGGACCUGCGGGGGAUCUAUAACUGUCAACAUCAUCCAAAAUUUAAGAGUGGAGAGUGGAGUGAGGAACAAGUGUUCCGUUCCUUCCUGGAUAAUUUUGACUCCCCGUAUGAGAAAGAUGGCAAGGUGACUCUGGAGGAGUUUGUGAACUACUACAGUGGAGUCAGUGCCUCUAUUGACAGUGAUGACUACUUUGUCACCAUGAUACAAAAUGCUUGGAAGCUGUAG